AUGGAGCAGAUGGACUGUAAGCCCUACCAGCCACUGUCAAAAGCUAAGCAUGAAAUGGAUCUAGCUUACACAAGCUCUUCAGAUGAAAGCGAAGAUGGGAGAAAAGCAAGACAAUCUUAUGAGUCCAGAGAAACUCUCAAUGACUACACCCAAGAACUAAGACUGAAUUACAACAGCCACAGCAGAAAACGGAAAGCUGUUGAUGAGCCCCCACAAGAGAUGGAAUUCUGUGAAACUCCACACAUUUUGUGUACUGGCUACCAAACAGACCUGCAUGCUGUUUCUCAGCAUGGCUAUCCGAUAGAAAUGGGAUCAGAUGCCGAUACUGAGACAGAAGGGGGCGCCUCGCCAGAUCAGGCCUUGAGGAUGUGGAUGUCUGGGAUGAAAUCGGAACACAGUUCCUGUCUAUCAAGCCGUGCAAACUCGGCGUUAUCCCUCACGGACACAGACCAUGAAAGGAAGUCUGAUGCAGAAAAUGAAAUGCCAGGCAGCCCACGCAACCAGUUCACGUUCAGACCACUCCCGCCACCCCCUCCACCUCCCCAUGCCUGCACCUGCAGCAGGAAGCCAACUUCAUCAGCCGACUCUCUCCAAGGAAGAUCAAUGACGACCCGCAGCCAGCCUAGUCCGGCUGCUCCACCCCCUCCAAGUAGUACACAAGAUUCGGUGCAUCUCCAUAACAGCUGGGUCUUGAACAGUAACAUACCGCUGGAGACCAGAAGUCAAUGGGGGAUUUGCUGGCCCUUGGCUGUGGAAUUGCCUUCCACCAGAAAUCAGGAGGACCAUGUAUCUUCCCUCGUGCCAAGCGAAAUGCACUUCCUAUUUAAACAUGGAUCGGGUUCUUCAGCUAUCUUCAGUGCAGCCAGUCAGAACUAUCCUUUAACUUCCAAUACUGUUUACUCACCACCUCCUAGGCCACUUCCUAGAAGUACUUUUUCUAGACCGGCUUUCUCUUUUAACAAACCUUACCGAUGUUGCAAUUGGAAGUGCACUGCCUUGAGCGCCACAGCGAUCACGGUCACGCUGGCACUGUUGCUGGCCUAUGUGAUUGCAGUACAUUUGUUUGGCCUAACUUGGCAACUCCAGCCUGUGGAAGGGCAGUUGUAUGAAAACGGAGUCAGUAAGGGAAACAAAGGCACAGAGACCAUGGAUACGACUUACUCGCCCAUUGGAGGAAAAGUUUCAGAUAAAACUGAAAGGAAAGAAAUAGUGUUUCAGAAAGGGCAGGCAAUAGACACGGGCGAAGUCGAAAUCGGAGACCAGGUGAUGCAGACUAUCCCGCCAGGCCUCUUCUGGCGCUUCCUGAUCAUGAUCCAUCACCCAGUGUAUCUGAAGUUCAAUGUUUCCUUGGCAAAGGACUCUCUGCUGGGAAUUUAUGGGAGGCGCAAUAUUCCCCCCACUCAUACACAGUUCGAUUUCGUGAAGCUGAUGGAUGGGAAGCAGCUUAUUAAGCAGGAACCCAAACAUUCGGAGGAAUCUCAGCAAGCUCCCAGGAACCUGAUCUUAACAUCAAUGCAAGAAACAGGGUUCAUAGAAUACAUGGAUCAAGGAGCUUGGCACAUGGCACUUUACAACGACGGGAAGAAAAUGGAGCAAGUGCUUAUGUUAACAACAGCCAUUGAAAUGAUGGACGACUGCUCCACUAACUGCAAUGGAAACGGAGAGUGCAUCUCUGGCCACUGCCACUGUUUCCCAGGUUUCCUUGGGCCCGAUUGUGCACGAGAUUCCUGCCCAGUGUUGUGCAGCGGGAACGGGGAGUAUGAAAAGGGCCAUUGUGUGUGUCGCAACGGAUGGAAAGGGCCUGAGUGUGAUGUUCCUGAAGAGCAGUGCAUUGACCCCACCUGCUUCGGCCAUGGGACUUGUAUCAUGGGAAUUUGUAUCUGUGUCCCUGGAUAUAAAGGAGAAAUAUGCGAGGAAGAGGACUGUUUAGAUCCUAUGUGCUCUGGCCAUGGAGUCUGUGUCCAAGGGGAAUGCCAUUGUUCCAUGGGCUGGGGAGGAGUCAACUGUGAGUCAUCCCUUCCUGUCUGCCAAGAACAGUGCUCAGGCCAUGGCACCUUCCUUCUCGACACUGGCAUGUGUAACUGUGACCCAAAGUGGACCGGUUCCGAUUGUUCGACAGAGCUUUGUACCCUGGAGUGUGGCAGCCAUGGUGUUUGUGCAAGAGGCAUGUGCCAAUGUGAAGAAGGCUGGGUAGGCCCAACAUGUGAAGAGCGUACGUGUAAUUCUCAUUGCACUGAACACGGGCAGUGCAAAGACGGCAAGUGUGAAUGCAGCCCUGGAUGGGAAGGGGACCAUUGCACCAUUGAUGGCUGCCCAGGUCUGUGUUACGGAAAUGGAAGAUGUACCCUUGACCAGAAUGGGUGGCACUGUGUCUGCCAGGUGGGCUGGAGCGGAAUGGGAUGCAACGUUGUCAUGGAAAUGAUGUGUGGAGAUAACGUGGAUAACGAUGGAGAUGGUUUGACAGACUGUGUAGAUCCUGAUUGCUGUCAGCAAAGCAAUUGCUUUGCAAGCCCUCUCUGCCAAGGUUCCCCUGAUCCCCUUGACCUCAUCCAGCAGAGCCAGCCUCCGUUCUCACAGCAUCCUCCAAGGCUCUUCUACGACAGAAUCAAAUUUCUUAUUGGCAAAGAAAGCACUCAUGUAAUCCGGGGAGAUGUCUCAUUUGACAGCAGGCGCGCCUGUGUCAUUCGAGGCCAAGUAGUGGCGGUGGAUGGAACCCCUCUGGUUGGAGUGAAUGUGAGUUUCCAGCACCACAGUGAUUAUGGAUACACCAUCAGCCGACAGGAUGGAAGUUUUGACCUAGUGGCUAUUGGAGGCAUCUCGGUCACCCUGGUCUUUGACAGAUCUCCUUUUCUUUCUGUGAAAAGGACACUUUGGUUGUCCUGGAAUAGGUUUAUUGUGGUAGACAAAGUAAUCAUGCAAAGAACAGAGGUGGAGCCACCAUCUUGUGACAUCAGUAGCUUCAUCAGCCCCAACCCCGUUGUGCUUCCUUUUCCCCUGACAACAUUUGGAGGAUCCUGCCCUGAAAGAGGAACAAUCAUCCCAGAACUGCAGGUGGUCCAGGAGGAAAUCCCUCUGCCUUCUAGCUUUGUGAAGCUCAGUUACUUGAGCAGCCGUACUCCAGGCUAUAAAACACUGCUGCGCAUCAUCUUGACACAUUCUACCAUCCCUCCUGGAAUGACAAAAGUACAUCUUACCAUCACCGUGGAAGGGCGGCUAGCUCAGAAGUGGUUUCCUGCUGCCACCAAUCUGGUCUACACCUUUGCUUGGAACAAGACAGAUAUUUAUGGGCAGAAAGUCUCCGGCCUGGCAGAAGCAACGGUAUCAGUAGGCUAUGAAUACGAGACUUGUCCAGAUUUUGUUCUAUGGGAGAAAAGGACCGUGAUACUGCAGGGAUUUGAGUUGGAUGCUUCUAAUCUGGGUGGCUGGUCAUUAGACAAACACCAUAUUUUGAAUACGCAGAGUGGUAUCGUACACAAAGGAAAUGGAGAGAAUAUAUUCAUCUCCCAGCAACCACCAGUUAUUUCAACCAUCAUGGGCAACGGGCACCAGAGAAGUGUCUCCUGCACCACCUGUAAUGGCCCAUCUCAGGCCAGUAAACUCUUUGCACCAGUCGCCAUGGCUUCUGGGACUGAUGGCAGCAUAUACAUUGGCGACUUCAAUUUUGUCCGAAGGCUCCUUCCUUCUGGGAACUCUGUUAGCAUCCUAGAGUUAAGGAACAGAGACACGAGACAUAGCACAAGUCCAGCUCACAAAUACUACCUGGCUAUGGACCCUGUGUCCGAAUCUCUUUACUUGUCCGAUACAAAUACCAGGAGAGUUUACAAAGUGAAAUCGCUCAGUGAAACCAAGGAUUUGGCCAAGAACUAUGAGGUGGUGGCAGGAACAGGGGACCAGUGUCUUCCUUUUGACCAGAGCCAUUGUGGAGAUGGAGGACGGGCGUCGGAAGCAUCACUUCACAGUCCCCGAGGUAUCACUGUCGAUAAGCAUGGCUUCAUUUACUUUGUUGAUGGCACCAUGAUUCGGAAGAUUGAUGGGAAUGGAGUGAUCACAACGUUAAUAGGCUCCAACGGUCUCACAUCUACCCAACCACUGAGCUGUGAUGCAGGAAUGGACAUUACUCAGGUCCGCUUAGAGUGGCCGACAGACCUUGCAGUCAACCCAGUAGACAACUCCCUGUAUGUUCUGGACAAUAACAUCGUACUUCAAAUUUCUCAAAAUAGGCGAGUACGAAUUAUUGCGGGUCGCCCUAUUCACUGCCAGGUGCCGGGCAUAGACCACGUUUUGGUCAGCAAAGUGGCAAUUCACUCCACACUUGAAUCUGCCAGAGCGAUCACUGUGUCUCACAGUGGAGUGCUGUACAUUGCCGAGACGGACGAAAGGAAGAUCAACCGAAUACAGCAGGUCACGACCAACGGAGAAAUCUCUAUCAUUGCUGGAGCCCCGACAGAUUGUGAUUGUAAAAUUGACCCCAAUUGUGACUGUUUCUCAGGCGACCGUGGGUAUGCCAAAGACGCAAAACUGAAAGCUCCUUCUUCCCUUGCUGUAUCUCCUGACGGCACGCUGUACAUAGCCGACCUUGGCAACAUCCGCAUUCGUGCAGUCAGUCGAAAUAAGGCUCAUCUCAAUGACAUGAAUAUUUAUGAGAUCGCAUCCCCAGCAGACCAGGAACUGUAUCAGUUCACAAGCAACGGGACUCACCUGCACACGCUCAAUCUAAUUACGAGGGACUACAUGUACAAUUUCACAUACAACGGGGAAGGUGAACUUGGCACCAUUACCAACAGCAAUGGGAAUUCGGUUCACAUUCGCAGAGAUGCCAGCGGUUUGCCUCUGUGGCUGGUGAUGCCAGGAGGCCAGGUGUACUGGCUGACCAUAAGUAGCAAUGGUAUUCUUAAAAGGGUCUAUGCUCAAGGCUACAACUUAGCCUUAAUGACCUAUCCGGGCAACACAGGUCUUCUAGCAACCAAAAGUAACGAGUAUGGAUGGACAACUGUUUAUGAGUACGACUCGGAUGGUCAUUUAACCAAUGCAACAUUUCCAACUGGUGAGGUCAGCAGCUUCCAUAGUGAUGUAGAAAAACUGAUGAAAGUUGAACUCGACACUUCGAGUAGGGAAAAUGUGAUCACAGCUACAAACUUUUCCGCUACCUCUACUAUUUACACACUAAAACAAGACAACACUCAGAAUAUCUAUCGGGUCAGCCCAGAUGGGUCUCUCCGAGUCACCUUUGCCAGCGGAAUGGAGAUCACUCUGAACACAGAGCCGCAUAUCCUAGCAGGUGUUGUCAACCCCACUUUAGGAAAAUGCAACGUCUCUCUGCCUGGGGAGCACAACUCCAAUCUUAUCGAGUGGAGGCAAAGAAAAGAACAGACCAAGGGCAACAUCUCAGCCUUUGAGAGACGGUUACGGGCUCAUAACAGAAACCUGUUAUCGAUUGAUUUUGACCACCUAACCAGAACGGGGAAGAUCUACGAUGACCAUCGGAAGUUCACUCUUCGGAUUCUCUACGACCAGGCAGGCCGCCCCAUCCUUUGGUCCCCCAUCAGCAAAUACAACGAAGUCAACAUCACAUACUCUCAUUCUGGAUUAGUGACCUAUAUUCAAAGAGGAACGUGGACUGAAAAAAUGGAAUAUGACCCAGGGGGGAAGAUCAUUUCCAGGACCUGGGCAGACGGCAAAAUAUGGAGCUACACAUACUUAGAAAAGUCUGUGAUACUCCUCUUGCACAGCCAACGGCGCUACAUCUUUGAGUAUGACCAAUCUGACUACCUGCUCUCUGUCACCAUGCCCAGCAUGGUGCGCCACAGCUUCCAGACAAUGCUUUCUGUUGGGUACUAUCGUAACCUUUAUUCGCCACCGGACAGCAGCGCGUCUUUCAUCCAGGAUUUCACCAGAGAUGGACAGCUUCUGCAAACUCUUUACCCAGGAACAGGACGUAGGAUUCUGUACAAAUACACCAAGCAAUCCAGACUGUCAGAAAUACUUUAUGAUACAACGCAGGUCUCCUUUACUUAUGAAGAAUCAUCUGGAGUUAUUAAGACAAUACAUUUAAUGUAUGAUGGAUUCAUUUGCACCAUCAGAUAUAGGCAAACAGGUCCGCUUAUUGGUCGACAGAUAUUCAGAUUUAGCGAAGAAGGUCUUGUGAAUGCCAGAUUUGACUACAGUUACAACAACUUUCGAGUGACCAGCAUGCAGGCCAUGAUCAAUGAAACCCCUCUCCCUAUAGACCUGUAUCGCUACGUUGAUGUGUCUGGUAAAACUGAACAAUUUGGGAAAUUCAGUGUAAUCAACUAUGAUCUAAAUCAAGUUAUAACCACCACUGUGAUGAAGCAUACCAAAAUUUUCAGUGCCAAUGGCCAAGUGGUCGAAGUGCAAUAUGAGAUUCUGAAAUCUAUAGCCUACUGGAUGACUAUUCAGUAUGACAAUAUGGGUCGUAUGGUGAUAUGUGAUAUACGAGUCGGAGUAGAUGCCAACAUAACAAGGUAUUUUUAUGAAUAUGAUGCCGAUGGCCAGCUUCAAACUGUUUCUGUGAAUGAUAAAACCCAGUGGCGGUACAGCUAUGACCUCAACGGGAAUAUCAAUUUACUUAGCCAUGGAAAUAGUGCCCGACUUACCCCUCUGAGGUACGACCUUAGAGAUCGUAUCACACGACUAGGAGACAUUCAGUAUAAAAUGGAUGAAGAUGGAUUUCUUAAACAAAGAGGAAACGAUAUCUUUGAGUACAGCUCCAAUGGUUUUCUGAAUAAAGCUUACAACCGGGUUUCUGGGUGGACAAUCCAAUAUUGCUAUGAUGGGCUGGGUCGACGGGUCGACAGCAAAUCAAGUCUAGGACAACACUUGCAAUUCUUUUAUGCUGAUCUCUCCAAUCCAGUAAGAGUUACACAUUUAUACAAUCAUAGCAGUUUGGAAAUAACGUCCUUGUAUUACGAUCUUCAGGGUCACUUAAUAGCUAUGGAAUUAAGUAGCGGGGAAGAGUAUUACGUUGCCUGUGACAACACUGGCACACCUUUGGCUAUCUUUAGCAGUCGAGGUCAAGUGAUAAAAGAAAUUCUGUACACCCCUUAUGGGGAGAUCUAUCAAGACACAAAUCCAGAUUUUGAACUCAUUAUUGGUUUCCAUGGAGGACUGUACGACUCACUUACUAAACUGGUGCAUCUGGGGCAAAGAGAUUAUGAUGUCAUUGCUGGACGCUGGACAACACCAAACCAUCACAUCUGGGAGCAGCUGAAGAAUAUCCCAAAGCCAUUUAAUGUGUACGCAUUUGAAAAUAACUAUCCAGUUGGCAGGAUCCAAGAUGUGGCCAAAUACACAACAGACAUUGGAAGCUGGCUUGAGCUGUUUGGUUUCCAACUGCACAAUGUGCUUCCCGGCUUUCCCAAACCCGAGAUGGAUACUUUGGAGACAACAUAUGAACUUGUACAGCUUCAGACAAAGACCCAGGAGUGGGACCCUGGGAAGACUAUCCUUGGCAUUCAGUGCGAACUACAAAAACAACUCAAAAACUUCAUUUCCUUAGACCAGCUUCCCAUGACCCCCAAAUACAGCGAUGGGCGAUGUGUAGAAACAACGAAGCAGCCUAGAUUUGCUGCUGUCCCUUCCGUUUUUGGAAAAGGCAUCAAAUUUGCCAUUAAGGAUGGCUUGGCAACAGCUGACGUUAUUGGUGUAGCAAACGAAGACAGCCGGCGCAUUGCAGCCAUCCUCAACAACGCCCACUAUCUAGAGGACCUGCAUUUCACUGUAGAUGGACGAGACACACAUUACUUCAUCAAACUCGGGUCUUUGGAAGAAGACUUGGCACUGAUUGGGAACACAGGAGGACGACGCAUUUUAGAGAACGGAGUCAAUGUCACUGUGUCCCAAAUGACUUCCGUCAUCAAUGGGAGGACUAGACGGUUUGCUGACAUUCAACUCCAGCACGGUUCUUUGUGCUUUAAUGUUCGCUAUGGGACUACUGUGGAAGAGGAAAAGAACCAUGUUUUAGAAAUAGCCAGGCAGAGAGCAGUGGCUCAAGCCUGGACUAAGGAACAAAGACGGCUCCAAGAUGGUGAAGAAGGUAUUAGGGCUUGGACAGAGGCGGAAAAACAGCAGCUUUUAAGUACAGGGAAGGUGCAAGGCUACGAUGGUUAUUUCGUUUUAUCUGUGGAGCAGUAUCUAGAACUUUCUGACAGUGCCAACAAUAUUCACUUUAUGAGACAGAGUGAAAUAGGCAGAAGGUAACAAAAAAAAAAGAUCUCUGCCUUUGCAUCACCAAAGACUGCCUGUUUUUAAAACAUUAAGUAAAGGUUUAUUGUAUUGGUUUUUCUAGA
Molecule: messenger RNA, 8306 nt
Organism: Eublepharis macularius
Lineage: Eukaryota; Metazoa; Chordata; Lepidosauria; Squamata; Eublepharidae
Gene: TENM1
Product: teneurin transmembrane protein 1
Exons: 31
Coding region: 1-8217 (2738 amino acids)
Biological process (GO): neuron development; signal transduction; heterophilic cell-cell adhesion
Cellular component (GO): membrane; neuron projection
Molecular function (GO): protein homodimerization activity; cell adhesion molecule binding; protein heterodimerization activity
Source: RefSeq, a predicted model, not a curated record